Molecule: messenger RNA, 537 nt
Organism: Phytophthora sojae
Lineage: Eukaryota; Oomycota; Peronosporomycetes; Peronosporales; Peronosporaceae
Exons: 1
Coding region: 1-537 (178 amino acids)
Source: RefSeq, a predicted model, not a curated record
AUGGAGGUGCGGCUUCCGACUGUCGAAUGUGGUGACCAGCGCGGCAAGGAUCCCUCAACUGACACAAGCGCGGUCCCGAAAGAUGUAUACCCGGAACAAAGCACAGCGAAAGCAAAUUCAUGCGGCUCAAAGGCCUCUCCAAAAUCUCCACAAGCAAUCUGGUUCGAGUGGUAUGCUAAGACCCCCAAGCUCUGGGAAGUGUGCGAAUCACGACAAAAGAAGUCCAUAUACAAGCAAAUCACGAACUACAUGAAGCUGUUUCUUCCAACUGGGUUCGCGUUGGACCCAACCUCUGAGACCUACUCGGACGCCGUGAAGCGUAUCGGCCAAGAAGCGCAGACGAACUUGUAUCAGUUCUUUGAAGAUCAUGGAGUGACUCGGAAGCAGGGUUCGUCCGUUUUGAAGGUCCUCCGUGAGCUUCAUCGUGCUGGCAAACUGGACUCGAAGAUCAAAGUGUACUAUGCUCGUGUCAACGCCGGAAAUAUUCGCGACCCCGCUCCGAGUCAUCUAAAUCAGAUCCUUGCCAUCCGGGGCUAA